AAAAUAUAGAAAGAGAAGCAAAAAAUGAGUUCGAGUAUUGUUUAUGGAGACGGGCUGGAUGAUGUCAAGGACUGUAUGCUUGGAGUGGUCACUAGACGGGAUAGAGGAGAAGGGUGCUCUUGUAACCGUCCCGUUAUCCUUGGUUCCAUCCUUAUCAUCUGGUUGUUCUCCGUCUCUGUUGCUCUUAUUGUGGUCGCUUCUAAGUAUCAAAAUCUUUCAGUUGUUUCUCUCUCUUCCCGUCUAGAUCAGGUGGAUAGAUUACAUCUAGAGAAACAUUCAAAUACAAACUCAAGAAUAGACACAGUCAGUUCACAACACAGGAUGGUGUGUAUCCGACUACAGCUGGAGAAGGAUAUCCCAUCAAUCCUGAACUGUCUGUGCAGCUUAGAAACUAUCAGGGGCGUACAUAGGGAUUUGUCCGCGGGAAGAGGGAUCAGCAUUAUUUUUUGUUGUUGAAUCUCUUUGCUUAGGAACAAUAGCCACGGAUUUUAAAAAGAAGAGCUUUAAGCUCAGAAUUUUUGAAUUAUUAGACAAAGUGAAAGAUAAAAUAUUUACAGAUUUAACAAAAGAACUUUUAUUAAUCAAGAUUCAAGAAACAUACUUAAACAAGCAAAUUUACAGUUUUUAGAUUUCAAGUUACUAGAAAGAUUUCUGAGCACAAAAAACUCCGAUUACGUUGUAAUCCGCUUGUUUCUAUAGUUUCAGUUUUCAAAAAUUACUAGGCAAGAUCCUGAAAAGAAUUCCUUAAUAUGCGCACAUUUUAGCCAGAUAAUUCAGCUUAUAACAGUUACAGCGUUUGUUUGUUUUACUUUUACAUUUUUCUGGAAGAC
Messenger RNA from Eurytemora carolleeae, 830 nucleotides. RefSeq lists its product as uncharacterized. The coding region runs from base 25 to 456 and encodes 143 amino acids. Lineage: Eukaryota; Metazoa; Arthropoda; Copepoda; Calanoida; Temoridae. The transcript is spliced from 5 exons. The record is from RefSeq and is a predicted model, not a curated record.